CCACAAGAAGCAAAAAAAGUCAACAACUUCUCCUGGUACGAGCCACUUCAAAUAGCUCCAUAAUUUGUUUCCAAGUUGAAGCAGUGUCUUUGUGAUAACCUUUGUGUUGUUUCAAUCAGUCUGAUCAAUCCCUAAGAAAAGAUGUGGUUUUUUGCAAAGAAUGGGCCAUCUGGGUUCUCUUCUUCUUCUACAGCUGAGGAAGUUACCGAAGGGAUUGAUGGAACUGGCCUCACCGCCAUUGUAACAGGAGCGUCAAGUGGUAUUGGCGCUGAAACUACACGUGUCCUUGCCUUGCGUGGUGUACAUGUGGUUAUGGCUGUACGAAAUAUGGAUGCUGGAACAAAAGUUAAAGAAGCAAUACUUGAAAAAAAUCGCACUUCUAAAGUUGAGGUUAUGGAGUUAGAUCUGAGUUCAAUGGCAUCUGUCAGAAAAUUUGCAACGGAAUAUAAUUCCUCUUGUCUUCCCCUGAAUAUCCUCAUUAACAAUGCAGGUGUCAUGGCUCCUCCAUUUAUGCUUUCCCAAGACAACAUUGAACUGCAAUUCGCAACCAACCAUCUAGGUCAUUUUCUUUUGACAAGUCUUUUGUUGGAGAACAUGAAAAACACAGCACGUGAAAGCCUCAAAGAAGGAAGGAUUGUUAAUGUUUCAUCAAUGGGUCAUAAGUUCACUUACCCGGAAGGAAUUCGUUUCGAUAAAAUUAAUGAUAAACCAAGUUACAAGAGUUGGAGUGCUUAUGGACAAUCAAAGCUUUCUAACAUAUUGCAUGCCAAUGAGCUGGCAAGGUGCUUGAAGGAAGAAGGGGUAGAGAUAACUGCUAAUUCACUUCAUCCUGGAGCUAUUGCCACUAAUCUUAUGCGUCACCACAGCAUUAUGAAUGGCUUGUCUAACUUGAUUGGUAAAUUUGUGCUAAAAGAUGCUGCACAGGGAGCGGCAACAACAUGCUAUGUGGCACUGCAUCCACAAGUUAAGGGUAUUAGUGGUGAGUAUUUUUCAGACAGUAAUGUAGCUAAACCGAGCUCUCAGGCUAAAGAUGCAGAAUUGGCAAAGAAACUGUGGGAUUUCAGCAUGGGCAUGACGCAGCCCAAGUAGCUUGGAUGACAGCCUUACCGAGUUGAUCUGUUAAAUGCCGUUGCCCGUGUCUUAUUACUUGUGAAGCUGGGAGUUGAUUGUAGUUUGUUCAUUGUGAGCUUGCAAAUAUGUAAAACAGUUAAAGUAGAUCCCCCCUCCCCCCCCCUCCCCCCCCCCCCUUUUCUCUCCAACCUCUCCUUUUUUGUGUGUAUGUUUUUUUUUUCUUUCUUGGUUUGAUAAGCAUAAUAAAGAGUUAAAACUUGAUUACUGUCAUUUUGUAAUUAUAUAGAAAAGUUACAAUUGAGGCUUGUUGCAGG
Molecule: messenger RNA, 1385 nt
Organism: Ilex paraguariensis (yerba mate)
Lineage: Eukaryota; Viridiplantae; Streptophyta; Magnoliopsida; Aquifoliales; Aquifoliaceae
Source: the annotation of a GenBank genome assembly